Molecule: messenger RNA, 1757 nt
Organism: Nicotiana attenuata
Lineage: Eukaryota; Viridiplantae; Streptophyta; Magnoliopsida; Solanales; Solanaceae
Exons: 8
Coding region: 254-1483 (409 amino acids)
Biological process (GO): protein ubiquitination
Molecular function (GO): protein binding; ubiquitin protein ligase activity
Source: RefSeq, a predicted model, not a curated record
GCAUUCCUCGGUUUGCGAGACAGAAACUGGAUAUUAUAAGAGCCUAAUUUGCGAUAAUAGGAUAAAAAGAAAAUAAAAAAGAAUCAAGAAAAGGAAAAAGGAAGUGUUGAUCAGAAAAAAUACCUUAAGCCUCUUUUCUCUGUUGUAUCUUUCAGGUAGGUAUCUAUCUGAUCUCACCAUUAAAUUUCCACUAGACCCAUCUGAAGCAGAAAAAAAUCAAUUGAAGUAGUUGCUGUAAGGUUAUUCCAUCAAGAUGAAACCUGUUUGCCCUUUUGUUAGAGCUUCCAGACCUGAUGACACUUCUAUUAAGAAGCCUGGUGAAAACCAAAAUAAACUGCCGGCUAGUCAGGAGAGCAAGCCUAAACAAGAGUCUGGAGAAUCUGCAAUUGUGUCACCUAAAUGCCCCUUUGGAUAUGGCCAGGAGAGCAAGCCUAAAGAAGAGUCGGGAGAAUCUGCAGUUGUGUCACCUCAAUGCCCCUUUGGAUAUGGCCAGGAGAACAAGGCUAAACAAGAGUCUGGAGAAUCUGCAACUGUGUCACCUAAAUGCCCCUUUGGAUAUGAUUCUCAAGCAUUUAAGCUGGGUCCUUUUAGCUGCAUGAUUUGUCAGGCACUUCUUUAUGAUUGCAGCAGAUGUGUGCCCUGUUCUCAUGUAUUCUGCAAAGCAUGUCUCUCGCGCUUUAAGGACUGUCCUUUAUGUGGUGCUGAUAUCGAAAAGAUACAGAGUGAUAUGAAUCUUCAGAAUGUUGUUGAUCGCUUUAUUGAAGGGCAUGCAAGGAUUAAGAGGUCUCAGCUUAAUGGUGACGAAGAAGAAGCAGGAGAGAGGAAAACAGUUAUGUACGAGGAUGUAUCACUAGAACGGGGAGCUUUCCUGGUACAGCAAGCCAUGCGGGCUUUUCGUGCCAAUAAUAUCGAUAGUGCAAAAUCAAGACUUACUAUGUGCGCAGAUGAUAUUCGAGGGGAGCUAGAAAGGCUGGGAAAUACGUCGGAGUUGUGCUCACAGCUUGGAGCGGUCCUUGGUAUGCUUGGUGAUUGCUGUCGAGCAACAGGGGAUGCUGCAUCUGCAGUCACUUACUUUGAAGAGAGUGUCAAUUUCCUUGUGAAAGUGCCCAAAGAUGAUUUAGAGAUCACACAUACUCUUUCUGUUUCGCUAAAUAAAAUUGGAGAUCUGAAGUACUAUGAUGGUGAUUUAGAAGCUGCAAGAUCACAUUACUUUAAGGCGUUGGAUGUUCGCCGCAAUGCCAUCAAACAAAAGUCUGCACCAUCUCAGAUCAUCGAUGUAGCUACUUCCCUUGCAAAAGUUGCUGAUGUUGAUCGGAAUCUUGGGAAUGAGGAUGCAGCAAUCGAUGGAUUUGAAGAAGCCAUAAAAAUGUUACAGUCGUUAGAACUAAAUCCUGAAGAAGCUAGCCUUGAACAAAGGCGGCUAUUGAUCCUCCAGUUCCUGAACAGCCAGAUGGAAAAGAAACAACCUGUUUCAAGUGCCUGAAUGAAAGAAGUCUUUUUCCAAUAUAUCAUCAAGGAUAAACUGCUUGUGCUUUCUCUCCUACUGGUUUGAAGUCUCAGAUACAUUUCAUCAGUGUGUAAAUGCAUCAUCUCAAGUGAUAAGUUCUGGCAGAUUCCCAACUGCUAUACCAGUGCCAAAUCAGUUACAGUUUUCAAUACCCCAUAUCACAAUAUCGAUGGACUUUCAUUUUCUCUUCUUUUUUUUUAAAAUAAAAUUUUUGGAGCAAAUAUUGAUUCUUCCAGUUUCAGUAGUUAAA